Messenger RNA from Vespa velutina, 8371 nucleotides. It is a transcript of the gene DIP-delta, whose product is annotated as lachesin. The record is from RefSeq and is a predicted model, not a curated record. The coding region runs from base 1486 to 2775 and encodes 429 amino acids. NCBI's taxonomy places the organism in Eukaryota, Metazoa, Arthropoda, Insecta, Hymenoptera, Vespidae. Gene Ontology annotation, cellular component: neuron projection. The transcript is spliced from 11 exons.
GGUGAGAGCAGUAGCACCGGCACCACCAUCAGCACCAGGCCACUAUAGAGCCUUCUUUAGCUAGCUCGCUCGUUCUCUCUCUCUCUCUUUUUCUCUCUCUCUCAUUCUCUCUCUCUCUAACAUAAGUUCGCUCUCACAACGUUUUACGUAUUUCGGUUUUCCCGUCGUGUGAUAUUUCGAAAGGAUCCUAAAAAGAGAAUCCUUAGAAAAUGUUUGUUCCGUCGCCGCGACGUGUCGUCGCGUUGAGUUAAAGGGGAAAAAAAAAAAAAAAGGAAAGAAAAGAAAAGAAAAAGAGAAAAAAGAAACGAAAGAAAAGAAAAGAAAAGAGAGAGAAAGGAAAGAAAGAAAUAACGAAAGCACGAAGGCAAACGCAAAGGAAGAGGAAAAAAAAGAGAUAGAGAGAGAGAGAGAGAGAGAGAGAGAGGGAGAGAGAGAGAGAGAGAGAGAGAGAGAUAAAAGAUCGCCGGAAAUCGCGAGAGAAGGUGCGACGAAAGAUAAACGAAAUUAUUUGUGAAAAAAAUUUGUUUCUCAAUCUUUCAUUGUUAUUAAUAUAAUAUUCUAUUAAUAAAUCGCUACCGAGCGAUUUAUUUAUUUUACAUAAAUAUUUUUUUCUUCGUUCGUUUUUAAUCGUGUUAAUGUUAUCGACGUUGGAUUCUUUGUUUCUCUCUAUUCAUCUUUAUCUUUCUUAUUUGUUCCUUAACAUCGUGUACUCUCUUCAUAAACAAGAGAAGGAUAGAGAGAAGUAGAGAGAGAGACAGAGAGACAGACAGAGAGAGAGAGAGAGAGAGACGGAUAGAUAGAGAGCAAGGACUUACAUAUACGUACCUACAUGUUACAUACACGUGUAGUGUCCGUUAAUUCGGUUAUCAUCGAUCGUCUUUGGCGAGAGGAUAAACGUGCCCAAGUGUCGGGCUUCUCGCGAAUUGCGAACGUGUGCUACGCGAUUACACAGUGACAAUGUUCUUUAACAAUCAUCAGGCCCGAACGUCAGAGCAAAUGAUAUAUCAUCGUCAUUUAUAAAUUCUCUUUCUCUUUUUCUCUAUAUAAUAAUUUCCGUAUGAAAUUAUAUUUUCUUGAUAUAAAAAAGAAAAAAAAAAAAAAAGAAAGAAAGAGAAGAGAAAAAAAGAAAAAAGAAAAAAAAAGAAAGAAGGAUAAAAGAGAUAUGAAAUAAAAAUUAGUAUCCAACUUGUCAACGAACGCGUGUCGUUAAUUGAUCAUUUUUCAAAAAGAGGGUUGAAAGUAUUCCCGGACGCAGCUGGCUUGACUUUUGAAUUCUUCAUUCUUGUCUGAAGACAAAGGAAAGUGUGUCAUAAAUGUUUCAUAGACACCCCUCGUGGUGCGGAUAAUAUCACGAUAUAUACUUCGUUCGGAGAAUCGGAGAAUCAAAGCUGGAUCUCGAGGAUCUCGACGAUAUGUUCCCGGAAAUCCAGCAACUGCCGUGAAAAAGUGAGCCACGUGAUAUAAAGAGUAACAACGGCUGGGAAAAUGGCAGACAGACCGAAAAGUCGAUACCUGACUUUCAGCAUACUUCAUAUCAUCACGUUAAUGUGCCAAGCGCUAUCAGAGCCGCCGAUGUUUGCCGAACCAAUACCAAACGUCACCGUAGCACUUGGAAGGGAUGUCAGUCUACCUUGCGUUGUCGAAAACCUCGGUACAUACAAGGUCGCAUGGGUCCACGUCGGUAGACAAAUGCUAUUGACGAUUCACAAGCACGUUGUCGUAAAAAUACCAAGGUUCUCCGUGUCGCACGACAAUCAAAAAACGUGGCUAUUGCACAUAAAUGGAGUGCAACAGGACGAUAGAGGAUAUUACAUGUGCCAAGUGAAUACUAAUCCUAUGAUGAGUCAAGUAGGAUUUCUACAAGUCGUUGUUCCACCAAACAUAUUGGACUCUUUAUCAACGGAGAGUACGGUCGCCGUACGAGAACAUCAGAACAUCACGUUGACGUGUAAAGCAGACGGAUAUCCAAUGCCAAAAUUAAUGUGGAAACGUGAAGACGGUCAAGGAAUAAACAUCAAUCGGCACAAAAAAGUACCCAAGUACGAUGGCGAGCAAUUAAAUUUGACGAGGAUUACACGCAAUGAAAUGGGAUCAUAUCUAUGUAUCGCAACCAAUGGCGUCCCACCAACGGUUAGCAAAAGGAUCACUGUUGAUGUUGAAUUCUCACCAAUGAUUUUCGUACCAAAUCAAUUGGUCGGAGCACCAGCUGGUACCAACGUGACGAUCGAUUGUCACACCGAAGCCUAUCCUCGUGCAAUGAGCUAUUGGUUCCUAGGGGAUGAAAUGAUACUCACGAAUGAGAAAUACACAACUAGUAUAAUGGAAAAUAGCUACAGGGCUCAUAUGAAAUUGCACAUAAGGAAUCUUCAAGCUGGUGAUUUUGGAAAUUAUCGAUGCAUCAGUAAAAAUUCAUUGGGCGAGACAGAAGGUUCUAUAAGGCUCUAUGAAAUCCCAAAACCUUCGGCGCCACCCAAGGCAACGGAAAUCAAGAGCAGCGCCAACAAAGAAGGACGAGCGAGCACACCUCCACCAGCAAAAAGGCCGACCACCGUGUGGCCAUCCUCUUACAACCCGUAUUCUCCGAAAAGGACGGAAAGACCAUCGCCACCGAGCGAAGAGAGGGUCGACAGGCCUGAACAGAAACUACGUGGUGGUUACAGUACAGGAAGUGCAUACAUCAUCAGAUGGAGUGCACCGCAGUUGAUGAUCGUUGCGGUACAAUACAUACUCACUGGACCAUACAUGCCACCGUACGUACCACAAACGGCGAAUUAAGAACUAAUAAUACAUCUUCGAUCGGGAGAAGAGAAACGUAGAGAGGGAAUGAAAAUGAAGAGGAGAAGUAAAAGAAGUAGGAGGAGGAGAUGGAGGAGAUGGAGGAUGAAAAGGGAGGAUUGGAGGAAGGAAGGAAGGAAGGGACCGAUUUCCGUAGCCGAAUUAGUUCGUUACCCAAACGCAAUUCGGCAAUGCUCAAAUCGAUCGGCAAUUCAAUUUCGAAUCGGUGAACUUUAAACAUUAAGUCGAUUAAACAUCGAAUUACCUGUAAUUCGCGAAUUGACCCACGAGUUUGAUUACAACCAUCCAGGAACAGUGGUGGCCGAAUUACCACAAAACGAUAAUUAUGUAUGAAAGCGCGUCCGUACUUCCUGAUUACAUUGGCUUGUUAUACCUACACCAAGGCUACAGUAUAGCAUACUACGCAUUCGUAUAAAUUGCAAGGUAAAUUAGAACGAAAUUAGUAGCUCGCGUUCCUCGCUAUCACACAGAUGCUAGAUUAUGAAACGAACCGAUAUCGAAAUGGUAUCGAAAAAUUUUUCCAAUCUAAAUCUAUAUAUAUAUAUAUAUAUCACUGCCAUGGGUAUUAUUGCCAUAGGCAUCCACUGCCAUGGGCAUCACUGCCAAUCAACAUUUCCUCUUUUUUUCUUUUCCCUUUUUUUUUUCCUCUCUUUUUUUUUUUUUUCAUUCAUCAAUUUCAUUGAUAACACGAAUAAUAUUAAUUCUUGUUGAGAUUAAUUGUUUGUCCUUUUACGUCGUCCAUACGAGAAAUAAUUUGAUUCGAUAAGAAAUGUUUGCAAAAAAAAAUCGAAAAUAAACAAGAACAGGAUAGAGAAAAGAAUAGAUAGAAGAAAGAUAUGAGAAAGAAAAAGAAUAAAUGAAAAAAAAAAAAAAGAAAAAAAAAGAAAAAAAAAAAAGAAAAUUCAUUCUUUUAGAAAGUACGCAUCGUAAUCUAAUUGCGUUAGGAAUGGAUCAAUACGGGACGAUGAAUCCAAAAGGUUAAUUUGAAAUUUCCCUUGUUAUAUCUACAUAUAAUGUCGCCCCGGAGAUAUAUUAGUGGAAUAUUAAUCGGCAUCAUUAGUUGCACGACAAAUUGCUCUAUCGUCGGACCAACGAAAUGGGACAAGAACGCAACGAAUGGAUUUACGGUGAAGCUCUAUCCCGUCGAAAUAUAUAUAUACUUAUACAUACCUAUGUGUAUAUGUAUAUGUAUAUAUAUAUAUACAUAACUUCAAAUAAACUCGGCGAUGUCGAAAAGCGUGUCAUCGAUCGAUUCGAAGCGAUUUUGCAAUGGUUUAAUGGGACGCUCGUGCUCACGUGACAUUUAUUAAACCACAUUUUGGGAUUGCAGACGUCCAUCGAACGUAAGCAUAACCGAGAGUCGUGGAACGUCGUAGAACUAGCUUUGAUGUGGGAACAGUGUGAUGUACAAAGCUCGAUUAAUUUUACCAAUUUAAUUGAAAUUCGAACGUUAGAUCUUCCAUUAAUAGAUCCGAUCAAGAUGACGUUUUACGUCUUUAUCGUUCGAUUAAAUGAAAGAACAAUGUUGCGUUUAUAUUUAUUAUAAUUUCCAUUAGAUAGUUACGAGUUUCCUUUCUUUCGUCGUUAUUGUUGUUGUUUUUCUUUUUGUUCCUUUUCUUUUUUCCUUCACUUUUUUUCCUUCGUAUGCUUCAUUCCGCGAUACCAAUACAGUCAUAUUGAAUUUACGAUAAAACAACAAAUGACGUGCGAGAUCGUAUUAGAGUUGUACAACGUUAUGUCGAAAAGGACAAUUUUGUUAAUAACAAAAACAAGGAGACAAUGGGAACAAAACUUUCUCUUUCUUUUUGUUUUUUUUUUUUUCUAUUUUCUUGUUUAUCUGUUUCUUCGUUCUUUUUUCUUCUUUUUUCCUUCACGAAGCAGCGUAAUCUAUUUCGAUCUAACACACGGGGAUUCUGUGGAUUAAAGAUCCAACAUGGCGGUGCUAACUAUCACAUAUUCUAAAACUGCACGGAAACGAAUCGGAAAAUCGCGCGUUUAUUUAUUUUUCUGUUUUUUUUCUUCUUCUUCUUUUUUUUUUUCUUUCUUUUUUUUUUCUUUUUUUACUAUUAUUAUUAUCUUGACAUAUAUACUACGUGAAAUUUGUAUGCAAGCUUUCACGAUAAUAUUCAAUGGCGCGCGCAUGAAAUAUAUACGAACACACACACACACACACACACACACAUACACACACAUAAACACAAAUAUAUAUAUAUAUACGAAAAAUAUGUUCAGUUGGAUGAAAAACUUUUUAUAUAUGCCGAUUUUCAUUGUACAUCGAGAAGCGAUAACGUAUCAUGGCGGCAAUCAAUAUGAAAAAAUUUUCCAAGUUCAAAAAUACGCGUAUUCUUGAUACUUUUUUUUUCUGUUUCCUUUUUCUUUUGUCUUUCUUUCUUUCUCUCUCUCUCUCUCUCUCUCUCUCUCUCUCUCUCUCUCUCUCUUUCUCUCUCAGAAUCAUUCGAGGCAAAUUUAAACGAGAAGCGACAAAAAACGAGAUCUUUGGGAAUAAAAGUAUUGAAAAAUCGUCGUAGAAAAAUCGUUGAAAAUCGUUCCUAAUUUUCAAACGAUCUGUCGAAUGACUAAGAGUUUCUGUAAAGCAGCUUUUCUCACUUGCAAUUUUUGCUUCGCACGAAAACGUACGGGAUAUUAUCGGCUAAGCCUAGCUUAACUCAAGCAAUUUCAUUUUAUCCGCAGUAUAAUAUUAAUAACAGCAAUAGCAACAGUAAUAGAAGUAGCAGCAAUAGGAGCAGCAACAGGAUCGAUCACACUUAAAUCUUAGAUCGUUAAAAUCUGUACGUAUCAUUGAACGUUAUUAAAUAAAUACGAUGUUAAUAGAUAAACAAUGAAGAUAAAUUAAAAUCAAGAGAGAACUGAUAAAGUGAUAGAUAAAUACGAUAACGAAUGAUUAUAAAUAUCAUAACGAAAUAUUAGUCGGUAAUUAAUAAAAAAAAAAAAAAAAAAAAAAAAAAAAAAAAAAAAAAAAGAAGAAAAAAAGAAUCGGAAGGAAAAAGGAAAAAGAAAAGGAAUAGAAAGAGAGAAGAGAAGAAAAGCAAAACGUUGAAAUAUAAUUUGACCGUCGUCCAAUAAAGUGAAACAUAGCAUAGAUUUAUAAUUUACAUGAGUUGACCUCGAUGUUGGAUCUUAAAAUUGCGAUGGAACAUCCAAGAGGGUUGUGUCUUCGACGUAAAAGAAGAAAGAGAGAGAGAGAGAGAAAGAGAGAGAGAAAGAGACAGAGAGAAAAAGAGAGAGAGAGAAAGGGGAAAUGUGAUUAAUGCUAUGUCACGCGCGAACCUUCUCCGUAGUCGCGUAUAAUAUUCCGUGCUUGAACGAUAUCGCCUGGCCGGCACGUUCGCGAUAAAACGAAAGCGAAUAUUUAUUUCUACGAAUUCAAUUAUUUCCCUAUAGAGCAAGUAUAGCUAUCUGAAUGUGUUUUGUAUAUGUGUAUACAUACGUACAUACAUAUAUACAUGCGCAAGAGAGAGAAAAAAAAAGAGAGAGAGAGAGAGAGAGAGAGAGAUAAACGGAGUUAAAUCGACCAUCCCAGCUUUCCGGUUCGGUCCAGCCAACUGAGAGUUUAUUCUCGCACGGGCCACUUCGUCGUUUUCCAUUCGUGAAUCGAUAAAAAAGGGUGGAGAGUACAUAGUUAUCUGUGUGUUUCGUUAAAUUUAAAACCACCAUAUUAUUUCUUUUCUUCUUCUCUUUCUUUCUAACAUAACUAGUUAUAGUAUCUCUCUCUCUCUCUCUCUCUCUCUCUCUCUCUCUCUCUCUCUCUCACCCUCUCUAAAUAUAUAUAUAUACAUAUAUAUAUAUGUUGUAUCAUAACAACUUUCCGCAAACGAAUUCCGCAAGAAAUUUUUAUACUCUCCCUCUCCCCCACCCCCCAGUUUGAGAAAAGCCACCUCUCUUUUAAUCCACCUUAGGCGAACGUUGAACACAACUUGAAAUUCUUCGUAGGAGUUUUUCUAUUUUUCUUUCUUUUCUUCUUUUUUUUUUUUUUUUUCCUUUCAUUUUUUCUCUUUUCUUUUUUUUUCCCCCUUGAAUCCACCUAACCCAACCGCCGUCAUAAAAAAAAAAAAAAAAAAAAAGGAAAAAGAAAAAAGAAAAAGAGGGAAAAAAAAAAAAAAGGAAGCAUUCGGAGUUUCGGGUUUUCUUCUGCUUCGGCUGGUCAUGCAACGUUCUUAAGGAUAGAAAGAAAGAGAAGGAAACUGGUAUGAAAAGUUUCGAUCGCACAAAGAGGGCUUCGAUAAAGUAUCAUUCGGCCGGAAAGUCUCCGGCAGAAAGUUACCAAUCUAUGGGAGAGAUUGAAAAGUUCCCUUUUAUGUCGCCCGUCGAAAUACGAAACUUUCUGUAACACGUACAAUGUAUGUAUAUAUAUAUAUAUAUAUAGAAAUAUAUAUAUAUAUAGGAAUAUAUAUAUAUAUAUAUAUAUGUAUGCAUGUAUACAUGUAUGUAAGUACGUAUAUAUAUAUAUAUACACAACAGAAAAACACAGACACGUGAAGAACUAUACGGAAACAAUGAAAGAAUCGCAAAGUUUACGAAUAAUAAGAGAAAAAUGAAAAAUUGGCCGAAUUUUCUUUUUUUUUUUUUGUUUUUUUGCAUCGACAUUUUGCAUUUUUUCGUUUAUUACUUUUCUUUUUGUCUUUCUUUUUUUCUUUUUUUUUUUUUUUUUUUUUUAUCCCUCCGCCCCUAUCCCUCCCAAGUAAUUAUCCAUUUUAGAGAUUUUAUUGAAGAAGAAAGAAAAAAUGGAAGAGAGGGAAGAAAAAGAAAGGAACCCUUUUUUAUUCAAUACUACUUUUAAAACUGUUCGUAUUAAUGUUCUCGAUAAAUAAAACAUUAAAUACGAUAGAUUUCGUUCAGAUAAACAGCAUAUUAAUAGUCUUGAUUACAUGAUGACUCGCGGAAUACAAGUAUCGAUAUCCAAUCGAGUAUUCGAUCAAAAGUUUACACGAGGCCAACAUCAAAACCAAUUACGCGAACUACCUUUACGUUCAAGUACAUAAAUUAGUUAGUAACAAGUUUGUUGACCGUUCUCAACUUCGUAUACGAAAAAGCAAUUAAAAAAGUAUGAAAACAGUUUUGUCUUUUUCGCUUCUAUUCGGUAUCAUUUUGCAGAUUGAACGAACGUAAUCGAGAGAGAAACACGAACGCAAUUACAGAGAAACCACCUCUCUGACCUAUAAAUUGUUCGAUUCGAUAUGUACCAAUAGCUUAAAGGAGAAACAAAAUAUAGAUAUAUCUGUUUCGAAAAAAGAAAAAGAAAAAAACAAAAAAAAACAAAAAAAAGAAAAAAAAGAAAAAAAAAAAAAGAAAAAAAAACAGGAAGAAAUAAAUAAAAGAAACGAAAGGAAAAAAGAAAACAAACAAAAAUCAAAAUAAAACGAAACAAGAUAGCCGAGUAACAAAAUCUACAUUUUAUUCUUCAUAUAUCUCGAUUAAAAUAAUUCCAAUGGAAAACAACGUUCGAAAAACUAUAUCGAUCUAUAUCAGCCUUUUUCCUUCUAUGACUUAACUUUUUCAAUUUGUAAAAUAUUUUUCUUUUUCGACUAUAGAAAAUUCACUUCUAAUUUCUGUACUU